UGCGGGCCCCGUAGCGGAGCCGCCAUCAUGGCCGACAAGAUGGACAUGUCCCUGGACGAUAUCAUCAAGCUGAACCGCAGCCAGCGCGGCGCCGGCCGGGGCGGCGGCCGGGGCGGCCGGGGCCGCGGCGGCGCCACCCGCGGAGUCGGGCCCGGGCGGGGCGGCGCGGGGGCCGGGCGGGCGGGCGGCGGCCCCGUGCGGAACCGGCCACUCAUGGCGCGGGGCGGCGGCAGGAACCGGCCCGCGCCCUACAGCCGGCCAAAGCAACUCCCAGAGAAGUGGCAGCACGACCUAUUCGACAGCGGCUUUGGAGCCGGGGCUGGUGUGGAGACGGGUGGAAAGCUGCUUGUUUCCAACCUGGACUUCGGUGUCUCGGAUGCGGACAUCCAGGAACUUUUUGCAGAAUUUGGGACCUUGAAGAAGGCAGCUGUGCACUAUGACCGGUCCGGCCGCAGCCUGGGGACAGCGGAUGUGCACUUCGAGCGGAAGGCAGACGCUCUGAAGGCAAUGAAGCAGUACAAUGGGGUCCCUUUGGACGGCCGGCCCAUGAACAUCCAGCUGGUCACGUCACAGAUCGACACACAGCGGAGACCCACACAGAGUGUAAACAGAGGUGGCAUGACCAGGACCCGCGGUGGUUCAGGAGGAUUUGGUGGUGGAGGUGGCAACAGGCGAGGCGCUCGCGGUGGGAGCAGAGGGAGAGGCAGAGGAGCUGGGAGAACUUCCAAACAGCAGCUCUCCGCAGAGGAACUAGAUGCACAGCUGGAUGCUUACAAUGCCAGGAUGGACACCAGCUAAAGUGGCGGCAGCAGCGCAGGGCAGGACUCCGAUGGCACUCCUGGCUCCCGGUGGGGGCCGCGGCUGCAGUUACCGACACUGAGGAUGGGAUUUGUUUUACUUUGCGUUCUGGGAUAGGUUUUAAACUCCUGUCAGGUUUUUUUUAAUUCUGGAGCAGACCCGUUUUGUACCGAGUUAUUUUUGGGAUAAAUUUUACCGGUUGCCUGUUGGGCCGGGGGGGGCUUUUUCACCCCCGCCGUAAUAAAAUAGAAACAU
This is a messenger RNA of Cuculus canorus (common cuckoo), 1053 nucleotides long. RefSeq names its product Aly/REF export factor (gene ALYREF). The transcript is spliced from 6 exons. Gene Ontology annotation, cellular component: nucleus. The coding region runs from base 28 to 798 and encodes 256 amino acids. NCBI's taxonomy places the organism in Eukaryota, Metazoa, Chordata, Aves, Cuculiformes, Cuculidae. The record is from RefSeq and is a predicted model, not a curated record. Gene Ontology annotation, biological process: mRNA export from nucleus. Gene Ontology annotation, molecular function: mRNA binding.